AGGAUAUCCUCUUGGCCACCCUGAAGCUCCAUCUUACAAAGCUGAUCUUCUUUAUCUCAAAUCUAAGGUUGAUGCUGGCGCACAAUUUAUCAUUACUCAGCUGUUCUUCGAAGCUGAAGUAGGUUCUGAAUUUCGCAUGCAUCAAGAUCAGGGUUCUUACUGGGUUUUCGAGCAAUUUGUACGCGAUUGUCGCGAGAUGGGAAUUACGGUUCCUAUCAUUCCUGGAAUCAUGCCCAUCAUGAUUAUGAACUCUUUUGUCACUAAGGGUUACGACUCUAUUCGGCGGAUAGCAAAGCUUUCGCAAUUGACCAUUCCCGAGAAGGUACUUAUGGACCUGGAGCCUAUCAAACAUGAUGAUGAUGCGGUAAUGAAGUAUGGAACAGUCAAGGUCUGUCUAGUCUGCUUUCGAAGGCCCUGGCCAUACUUCGCUCAAAAGCGCCCAAAAGCGCUCAAUAGCGCCAAGUUUGAUAAUGCCUCCGCGGAAGGGGCGUUUCGGCGCUUUUGAGC
This is a messenger RNA of Cylicostephanus goldi, 507 nucleotides long. The record is from the annotation of a GenBank genome assembly. Lineage: Eukaryota; Metazoa; Nematoda; Chromadorea; Rhabditida; Strongylidae.